GAAAAGAGAAAGGGAAGAGGAGGAAACUCGGGGCUUGUUCCCAGCUCUGACGUCACGGAGGUGUUCAAAACUAAACGCACGAGUGUCUGUAGGUCAGGCUUCACCGGCAGCCUUACUGACGAAGGGGACUUGCGCCUGGACACUCUGUUUUAAAAUCAACAUCUAAUUUUGGAUUCAAUGUAUUUACCACUUGUGUUCAGUAAUGAGCUGGCUCCUGACUUGGGUCCUGCUUGUCGCCCGAUUACAUCAGGCCGUCUCCCUGAAUUCCUCCACUUCACCAUUCAUACCUGAGUCUACUACCCCUGAGCCCUAUAACCGGACUCAGUAUUGUACGUGGCCCUGUACCUGCCCUCUGACUCCCCCAAGCUGCCCGCCUGGUGUCAGCCUGAUAAUGGAUGGCUGUGACUGCUGUAGAGCCUGUGCCAAGCAAGUGGGUGAGGAGUGCAACGAGGCAGACAACUGCGACCACCAUCGCGGCCUCUACUGUGACUACAGCUCAGACAAGCCUAGGUACGAAAAAGGAGUGUGUGCAUAUCUGCAAGGCACUGGCUGUGAGCACAAUGGUGUAAUCUAUCGCAAUGGGCAGAGUUUUCAGCCCAACUGUAAAUACCAGUGUCUGUGUGUGAACGGGGCCAUCGGCUGUGUACCGCUGUGUAAUGAGUCUCAGCCUCCAAGGGUGUGGUGCCCAACCCCACGGCGGGUGAAGAUCCCCGGCCGCUGCUGUGAGCAGUGGAUAUGUGAGGAGCCCAGGAGAGGGCGCAAAGCAGCACCACGGCAUGCCAUGGCAGCUCUUUCCAGUGGAAAAGACACAUGGCAGGAGAACUGUGUGACACAGACUACAUCAUGGAGCCCAUGUUCCAAGACCUGUGGCCGUGGAGUAUCUUUACGCCUCACUAACGCCAACAAGCAGUGUCAGAUGGUCAAAGAGAGACGCCUCUGCAACAUCCGGCCCUGUGAGGUAGACAUCACUAAGCACAUUAAGCCUGGAAAAAAGUGCUUAAACAUCUACAGAGAAGAUCAACCGACCAACUUCACCAUCUCAGGCUGCACAAGCAAGCAGCUCUACCGGCCUAAGUACUGUGGCGUCUGCACAGAUGAGCGCUGCUGCAUCCCUUAUAAAUCCAAAACAGUGCAAGUGGAGUUUCAGUGCCCUCAUGGAGCCACGGUUACUUGGCAGAUGCUGUGGAUUAAUGCCUGCUUCUGCAACCUCAGCUGCAAAAACCCCAAUGACAUCUUCGCAGAUUUAGAGCAGUACUACGAGAAUCGAGAGAUUAUGAACUGAGGAACUGGAGACAGCAGUCAACAUUUUGGAGUCAAAACAAUCAGAAGGAUCAACUCAAUAGAAAUGUGUUCUAUUCGAUAAUGCAGUAAAGUUUAGGCCGUAGACAUCACACUUAAUUCCUGAAUUCAACUGUAUUGCUUGGUCUAAAAAAUCUGGUUACAAUAAUGUUGCUGUGGUUAAAUCUAUAUCAUUUAAUGCUUUGUAAUGACUGGCAAAAAAUCGAUAAGAUAAGACUAAGUCUCUUCUUUAGAUCUUGAUUUUUAGGCAAUAGCCAUUUUAUAAUGACCACAACACCACCAGAAAGAAUCUCCCUUGCAUAAGCAUGUUUUAAAGUACCUUAUUGUAUUAAUAUGAUACAAAGGUUAAUUAAACAAAAAAAGCAGACAAUACUUGUGUAGCUAAUGGAAAUGGACGCAACUCAGGAACGCAGCUGACUCAGGUUGAGAUGGCUGCUGAGUGGAGUGUUUAUUUGGGGCAGAAGUCAUUUAUUUUUUUAAUCACAUGUUGCACACUCAUGAGCCUCACUCAUGAAAGAGAGAGAGAGAGAGAGAGACAGAAAGGCAGACAGAGAUUGUUAAUAACUAUUCCCAGGUGUGCUGAAUAAAUUUGCAGUAUCUCCAUCAUUUUUUCCGAUCCCCCGUUCCACCAUAAGCCUGUUGUUUUGAGGAAAAAUGUAUUUCUUAAAGCCAGCAGUGUUGAACAAAGAGCUGCCAUGGCUUUACAGAGAUUUAUGAUAAACAGCUUGAAAUUGUGUAGACUCCAGCACGUCUGCUUGGACUACAACCCGGACACAAAAAUGGCCUUAAUACUUAAUUAAUGAGCUGAUUCGUUAAUUGAAGCGCAUUAAAUAAAGUUGCAUGAUAAACUCAUGCAAUACUCCUGCUUUAAGCCUUAUCUUCUGAUAUACACAGAUUGUUUCUCUCACAAGGUCUUUGACUAUUUUGCUACUGGAAGAAUUUGGUGCUCUAUAGUAUGAAUGCAAUAUAUUUGGACAUGAUUUCUGACGUCAAUAUUACUUUUACUGCCAUAUUUUUCUAUUCUGACAUAUCUUGUUUCCCUUUAGAGUUAAAGGAACCUGCAUUUGCAUGAUACAUGGUGCAAACUUAUAUGAUUUUGAUGUAUCUACUACAAUUUUCUAUUUUUUAAAAAAGCAACAAAAUAUGAUACAUUCUAGAGAUGGUGCUCAGGCUUUAACUUAUGAAUUAUAGCAUGCAACUUGGUCUGAUGUUUAAAAAUAAAUAAAUAAAUAAAUAAAUAAAUAAAUAACCUUCUGUGACUGAUAUUAGAUGCAGAGCUUAGAUGCUUCGAUAUAGUGUCAUUUGUAUAGCUUCAUUUAACAAAAUCUUUAAAAUAUGUCUUUUAAAAAAGCAAGAAAAGAAAAAGGUUUUGUUUCAGAAUUAUUGGCACUCCUACAAUAUGUUGAUGCAUACUCUGGAGACAAUAACAGCACUUUAUUAUAUUGUGUCUUCUUUAUUUGUGUCUAUAUAUUGUAAUAUCCUGUAAUAUUUAACAAGGUAGAAAUAGCUGUAGAGAAGGAUCUUGGUCCAUUCCUCCAAGCAGAACCUUUUACAUUUCUUUAUAUUAUGGCUUAUAUGGACAUCUUCAAUUCAGUUUUAAGACUAUAGGAUUUAUAGUCUAUAGGAGCUCAAAUCAAAAGAUGGACACUGUAUGAAAUUGCUUACACACUUCUAUAUAGUCUGUUUUAUAUAGUGCACUAUAUAGGGGGCAGUGCAGUGGACACUGGACUGAACUCAGACCACACUUAGUAAAGAGUGCUUCUAAAACAUUAUCAUGAUCUAUUUGAAUUUACUCAGCUGAUUGAGACAAAAUACAGAAAAUAACAAUCUGGUGUAUUAAAAGUAUCACUUUGGUGGUAGGAACCACUGGAACCUCCAGUUUAUAUAGUUAGUGUUAAUGUCUUCUAUCAUCAUGAGUAAGUUUAAUGUGGUGUGUAAGUGGUUAUAGAUAAAUAGCUUUAUUCAUACAAAAAAGGCAGAUGUUUUUUUCCUUUUCUUUUUUUUAAUAAAUACAAUUCUUAUCCCAUUAAAAUUUACAGUAUUGUC
Messenger RNA from Hemibagrus wyckioides, 3345 nucleotides. It is a transcript of the gene ccn4a, whose product is annotated as cellular communication network factor 4a. Gene Ontology annotation, biological process: cell adhesion; signal transduction. Gene Ontology annotation, cellular component: extracellular region; extracellular matrix. The record is from RefSeq and is a predicted model, not a curated record. The transcript is spliced from 5 exons. Lineage: Eukaryota; Metazoa; Chordata; Actinopteri; Siluriformes; Bagridae. Gene Ontology annotation, molecular function: heparin binding; integrin binding. The coding region runs from base 203 to 1282 and encodes 359 amino acids.